Molecule: messenger RNA, 14914 nt
Organism: Spirodela intermedia
Lineage: Eukaryota; Viridiplantae; Streptophyta; Magnoliopsida; Alismatales; Araceae
Source: the annotation of a GenBank genome assembly
AUGGGGGGGGGGGACCCACUGGUCAGCCGGGCCCGCAAGUGGGUCGGAAGUGUAGUCAAGGAGGAACCGCGAACAAGGGCUCGAGCGGCUACGACCGAUUGGGGCACGUGUGCACCACUCCCCUUCCACGUCACCGGUGGCCAGCCGGUUGUGGGGCAAGGAGUGGUCGUACAUGCACGAGAAAGGGACUUGAUUGCAAAUGUAAUAUUACUAUAUAUUCGUCAAAAACUUCGGCGCACAAGCAAUGUGGGACUAAACUCACGCCACACCUUCCCCAGAAAGGGCGGGCAACUGGCGCGAGUUCGAAUCCUCCAAGAACCAAAACUCAUAUCUUUUAUCUAAUUAUUGUGACUUUCCUACAAAUCGCCGGUGAAGGAUUAAGCUACUAGAAUUGCUAGAUCAUCGGCGAAAAUCUCGCCAACAUGAUUCGCGGAGCAUUGUUACUAAAAUUGCUGAAUGAUUCGUGAAACAAAGAUUGCGAAUCCAUUGAGUGAAGCAUCUCCGAUUGAUCGACGAACAAGCCGUCGUCGGGAAGAGGACGAUCUGCCGGGAGAUGAGUCGUCACCUCCUGAGAGCAUACCGGAUGUGAUGAAGAGCUUCCUCUUACUAUGCGGACCUGAGGAUGAAGCUCCCUGACACGUGCCCCACCUCCAUCCAGCUCCUCUCCGUCGGGUGACAACUAUUGGAGAGCCGCAAAGUCGCCGUUUUUCCGCUCCAUUGAGUGACAGCCGCCGGAGACAAUUCGAUGACCCAUUUCAUUGAUCUCUAGACUUUGUAAGGAGAUCUAAAGAUUGCCCACACCGUCCUUGUCCAAGGAAAGCCUUCGAGGCCGUGGACACUGCACAACGAUCCUCCCAAAUGCUUAAGAUUCUGGUGCAUCGCUGACAUAUCGCCAUUGCGAUAUUGGAACUCUAUUUUCCUACUUUCAACUUAAUUUCUACUUCAUUAGUGAUAAUUUGUGUGAUUUAAAUUUACCAAGAUAUACUUCAUUCAAUUACAAUUCUUCUGACUUUUACAGAUCUUAAUUUGAUCAAUUAAAUUGUCUGUAAUCACUUACGUAAAAAUCGUCGGGCGGAACUCUAUUUUUGUUUGAUUCACAUUCGUCAGGUGCUGAUGUCAUCCUGAUGUCUGCACCCUUAUUUUUCUUUUUCGUGAAUUUUAAAUAUAUUUUCUUUUUAUUUCUUAGUAUAAAAUUUAUAGAAAAUAGUAUUCUGAGGAAAAUUUUGAAUAAUUACUAGAUAUUAUAUUACAUCCUUGUGAUUGACUUGGAAAAUUAUCACUAUUUUUGAAAGUUUUAUUGAAGUAUAAUUGAUAUAUUUGUUUAUAAAUACUUCUAAAUAUCUAAAAAUUUGUAUUUUCUAAUUUUAUAAAUUUUAAAUUUGCGUGAUUUACUAUACAACGACUAAGUCACAUCACCUAUAGGCUGUCAGAGAUUACAUAGAUGUUCUCCGCAUUCAACUACUAUAUAAUCUCAGCCUUGAUUACUUCAAGUAUCGUUAGAUUUAAUCUUCGCUGCACAUCUCUUAUUGGUCGAGCAUUAUCUUUAAUAGAAAUAUGAUGCAUACAUUCCUCAGGGCUGAUGCCUUAUAUAUCUGUUAAAGUCCACCCAAUCGCCGCUUUGUAUUUUUUUAAUAUCUCGAUUAAUCUUCCUUCCAGCUUCUUAAUGAAGAUAAAAUAAUCAAAGGAAUGAAUGAUCCCAAAAAUGCAUACUUCAUAUGUGUAGACAAUGGCUUCAAAUUUGGCAUAGUGCUGGAUUGAUUUGGAGAAAUUUAUCUCAAUUGAGUUCACUGAAUCCUCCAACGCACAGCUUGUCUCUCUGCUACAAAGCUCAUUUGCACACUCAUCAAUGAUAUCAAUAUUACACAAAUUUUCAGAGUAAUCUAGAUAUUUCAAUUAUUUUGAGAUAUUUAAUUCUACUCUCUCUUGACCAAACUUUAGCUCUGCGGUUCAUUUUCUCCAAUCCAUUGUGGCUUUAACUAUGGCCAAGAAUGGCCUUCUGAGGAUAAUUGGAGCAUGGCUUAUGUUCUCCAUGAUCUUCAUAUAAACAGUAAUAAAAUCAAUAGGAAAAUAACAUUUUUCUAUCUUCACGAUUACAUCCUCUAAUAUUUCAUAAGUUUGACAGAAUGAUCCAUCUAUUAGCUACAAUUCUACCAAGAGGGGCUGUAAAUCACCAAUUUUAUAUAAAUCAUAAAAAGCCUAGAUCCUGAUUAGGUAAAAUAUUCACACUAGCUCUUGAAUCAAGUAAUGAAUGUGUGAAAACCAUACCUUAGAUCUCGUAUUUGAUUAGUGGAGCACCUAGAUCACACUUCUUAGUUACAAUAUUGAUAAUUAUAAAUUAAUAGUUAGUAUCUUAUAUAUAGAUAUUAAUUAGUGGGUAGAUAAUGCAAUUAUACAUGUGUUACUAACUCAUUAUGUCAUUCAUAAUGUUUCAUCAUUUAAGUUCUAUUACAUAUUAUUUUACUUAUUUUAUUGAGAUUAUGAGACUAACCCCACUUGACUUUUAUGAAGUCAAGUAAUGAUUCUCUCACAUUCUGUUGAUAAUUAUUUGAUUGCAAGGACUCAGGUGAGCUCUUAUUAUGAGCUAGAAGUAAUGAAAGAAGCUCAAGUCUUCAACCCAAGGAAAGCCCAAGUCUUAUGAAGGCUGGCCUAAUAUGUUUAUAGGCCCAAGAGAGGGUGUCACUUUGGCCUAGCCCAUUUGGACUUAAAAGGGCUAUUAAGAGAUGAGAACUAAGCUGCCCAUCUUAAGACAUCUUAAGAUGAGAUUAAGAGGAGAAUUAGAGCGCCGUCCUCAUGGAAGAAUCUAGACUAUCCACCAAGAGAGUCGAUUAUUAAUCAUAACUAUCUAUUGGAGGCGCCUAAUUUUCUAGAGGUUUAAGGCCUCUUGUCCUCCUCUUGGAGGACACUUUUUGACUCUCUCUCUAGUAGUGGCUAGCUAGAGGAAAUAAGAGGGAAAUCAAGGCCUGGACAACAACAUUCUUGUGCCUAAAAUCAUUGUGGAGAAGAGACUACCUGGAACGCAUCAAGAUCAUCACAAAUCAAGCACCACUCAGCCUAGGACUAACGCACAAUGAGGUUUGUGCAAGAUCUAGAUCUGGGAUGUCCUUGUAAUCUUCUCUAUAGAUAGAUUAAUUUUUAAUUUGAACUAGUUUUAUCAUUUAUUCUAUCAUUCUAUUGCGUUAGAUUCAUUCUCUCCCCUUUGCCAUAAUUUUCAUUUUCCUUAUCUUUACCCUUAUUAAAUUAAUUCCACCCUUACAAUCUCAAGCAUAUCUUUAUAUAUAUAUAGAAAUAAAAUUAAGUAGAAUUCUUACUCUCAUUACUCACACUCCCUAAGGAUCGGCCCUUACUUAUCCUAAACGGAAGAGUGAGGCUUUAUAAAUGUUAUUUGCAUGAACUUGGUUGCAUCAAGACGACAUAUUUAACCUCCAAAUCAAGUUCAUCAAAUAUGAUUCAACAAAAUUGAGCUAAUGGUUUCAGACAAUUGAAUUAUGUUUUGCUUCCUUGCUAGAAUGCAUAAACUUUUUAAAAAUUUCGCAUAAGAUGGAAUGUGUUGAAUGACAUCAACUAAUAGUAUAUUGAUUGUUACUUGUUUAAAAAUUUCAAGGAUUUUCUCAUUAGAAUCAGCACUUUUUAAUUUGACAUCACAUAAGGCUUAUGGAAAUGGAAUCGGAGGUGUAUAUGUGGAAGGGUUGGGUUCCAUACCUUCCUUAUUCUUACCCUUAUUUUUUGUUGAAAUCAUUUCCUUUGAUGCUUCUAUUUCUUCCUCCUCAUCCUAUGCUUCACCUACAGCUGCGUGAUAUGGAUCCGAAAGUACCUUACCAUUUCUCAAUUUGGAGAUCCCAUUGAUUGUUUCACGAUUUUGGUCGUUAAGUUCCAAUUGAUGGACUUGGCAUUGAUUUAAUGGUCCUCUCAUAUUUCUUGGGUUGGAAUCUGAUUGCAUGGGCAACUGUCCUAAUUCUCUAUUGCUAUUAUCUAUUUCUAUUCUCUUGUCAAGAUGAUUAUCUGAUCUGAUUUGAUUAGGUUGAUAUCGGCCUUCAAUUUGGAACUUCAUAUGCCUCAUUUCCUAUUGUAAUUCUCUUUGUUCUUGCAACAUCUGCCUUAAUAAUUCCUACGUAGAUAAAUCAUUAAAUCCUACAGGUUGUUGAAUUUGAUGGUUAGGUGACGUAACUUAGUCGUUGUAUAGUAAAUCAUGUAAAUUUAAAAUUUAUAAAAUUAGAAAAUAUAAUUUUUUAAAUAUUUAGAAGUAUUUGUGAACAAAUAUAUCAAUUAUAAUUCAAUAAAAAUUGUAAAAAUAGUGAAAAAUUUCCAAGUCAAUCACACGGAUGUAAUAAUAUCAGAUAAUUUUUUAAUUUUUUUUAAAGAAUACAUUUUUUUUAUGAAUUUUAGAUUAAAAAAUAAAAAUGAAAUAUAUUUAAAAUUUGUGAAAAAAGAAAAUAAGGGUGCGGACAUCAAGAUGACGUUAGCACCUAACGAAUGCGAAUCGAGUUGAAACAAAGUUCCACCUAGUGAUAUUUAUGUAAGUGAUUAUAGAUGAUUUAAUUAAUCAAAUUAAGAUCUGUAAAAGCGAGAAGAACUGUAAUUAAAUGAAGAAUAGUUUGAUAAAUUUAAAUCACACAAAUUAUCACUAAAUGAAGUAAAAAUUAAGUUGAAAGUAAGAAAAUAGAGUUCCGACGUCACGUCGACGAUGUGUUGGUGAUGCACGAAAAUUCUGAGUGUUUGGAAGGAUUGUUGUGCAAUGUCUAUGGCCUUGAAGACUCUCCUUGGACAAAGAUGACAUGGGCAAUCUCUAGAUCUUCUUGUGAAGUCUAGAGAUCAAUGAAAUGGGUCAUCGAAUUGUCUUCGGCGACUGUAACCUAGUAGAGUGGAAAAAUGGUGACUUUGCAGCUCUUUGACAGUUAUCACCUGAUGGAGAGGAGCUAGAUAGAGGUGGGGCGCGUGUCAGGGAGCUUCAUCUUCAGGUCCGCGCAGCAAGAGAAGAUUUUUCAUCGCAUCUAGUACGCUCUCAGGAGGUGGUGACUUAUUUCCUGGUGGAUCGUCUUCUUCUCAACGAUGACUUAUUCGUCAAUCAAUUGAAGAUGCUUUACUAGAUGAAUUAGCGAUCCUUUUAUUGCGAAUCAUUCAAUAAUUUUAGUAAGAAUACUCUGCGAAUCACGUUGACAAGAUUUUCACCGAUGAUUAAGCAAUUCUAGCAGCUUAAUCUUUCAUCGGCAAUCUACAAGAAUGUUAUGAUUUAAUCAGAUAAAAAUAUGAGUUUUGACUCUGGUAGGAUUUGAACCCACGUCAGUCAUCCACUUGUAUGAGGGAGAUUGAAAUAAGUACUCUAAUACCCUUAUAAAGUGACAUCAUCAUGGUAGAUUGUUGUUAUAACUAAGGGGUAUUUUAGGUAUUAAAAUAAACAAAAUCAUUCUAAAGAAGGUGUGAUGCGGGUUUAGUUUCACAUCGAUUGUAUGCCAAAGUUUUGGAUGAAUAUAUAGUAAUAUUAUAUUUCCAAGCAAUGAGUCCCUUUCUCACGUGUAUUACCAUUCCUUGCCCCAUAGUCGGCCAGCCACCGUUGACGUGGAAGGGAAGUGGCGCACACAUGCCCCCAUCAGUCCAUAACUACUUGAGCCCUUGUUCAUAGCUCCCCCCAAUGGGCUUUUGACUCGCUUGUAGGCCCGAUUGACUGAUGGGUCCCCCCCUUUCUCUAUAUUUUUAUUUUAAUUUCUUUUUUUUCAUUUAUCUCAAAAAUAAGAUUAUAAAAAUUAUAUAAAUUUGUAUAAAAUCACAUAAUUAGCCAAAAAUUCACAUUAAUCAACUCAAAACUACUUUUCAUAAUUUAACAUAAAUAUAAGUCUAUUUAUCAUGAGUUAAGGCUAAAACUAUAUUAUUUAUUAAUUAUUAACUCAUGAUAAAGAAGACUUAUCACACCCCCGAACUUAAAUCAUUAUUAGUCCCUUAGCAAUAGAAUUAUGAGAAGAAAAAAUCACAAAUCUGAAAACAUCAUAUUUCAGUACAUAAAAAAAAUAUAAUUAGAAAUGAUGCACCUUUAGACACUUUAGAUUCUUAUAUCAAGUAUUUAGGAAUGAUGUCAAGCACUUAAAUAUUUAAGCACUCCUUAGAAUAACAAUCUAAACUUUACUUCUUCUAUUUACAUCUUUAUCAUUUCUUCACUCAUAGAUAUAUUUACAAGAUAUUUUAAUUAUCAAUUCUCAUCUAAGAAUAAUAUUGAUCUUACAUUUUCCUUUUUCCAUGGGUUGAUUUUUGAAGUUUGCACUAUAUUUCUUCUUUUUUUUCUAUAGUGGAUAAGUAACUUUUCCUGUAGACAAAUUUGGACAAUAAUAAUGAUUACUCACACCUUCCAUAUGUAUUCUUCAUUUCUAGGGCUUUCACUUUAUCCACUUAUUUUGCAGCAAGUGUUUUUCUAUCGCGAUUUUCGACAAUGAGAAUGAUGUAUCACACCCUCUAUGUGUACUCUUCAUUUUUAGAUUUUCCACAUUACUCUCUCUCUUUUUUUUUUUCAAAAUAAGUGAUUUCUCCUCACAAGUCCUAUAGAUCAAGGUGCAAAAAUCUCCAUGAAACUCAAAUGAUCAAUCAAAUUUUCACAUCAAGUAAAUAUUAUCCAUCAAGAUUAUGAAGUGAAAAUUUGUAAAAUCAAAUCCAUGUUAUCUAUCAUAUAUCUAAGAAAUAUUUCAACAUUUUAUGCUACUAAUCAUUCUUUCAGCUCAAUAAUAAUUUUUCUAGUAUCUUUUGCUAUCAAUCAAUCUAAUUGAUUUAAUUUUUAGUACAUCCAAUAUGAUGUAAAAAAUUUAUAAAUUACAUAGUUUUGAUAGUUCUGUUUUUUGUUUUCAGUUCUAUUUUCAGCAACAAUGAAUUUGUCAAAAAUAAAUCAAAACUAUCCUCUUUAUAGCUGUAAUUUCGAAUUUCAGCAAUAUAUGUCUAGGGGAUUGAAAUGUGAGAAAAGGCUCUCUAGAAUUUCAAAUUUCGGACUGGUUUUUCUCUGCUGUUUUUAACAGUCUAUUGUUCCUGAUAGAAAAUCAGAAAAUAGAUGAUGUAGUUUUUCUGAAUUUUUUUAGUUGCUGUUUUAAGUGGGCGUGAAAAUAAAUGCAAACAUAUGUUCUUAAUCGUCUUACAACAUAAAUUAAGAAUUAAUACUUCACCCCCCAACUUAAAAAUGACAUUGUCCUCAAUGACACAGAAAAAUUAGAACAAAAUAUGCCGAAAAUAUAAUUUUCAAGUGAAGUAUGCAUAUAUGUAAAGUUAAGCACUGAAAAUAUUGUCAUAAAUGAUAAAGCUUAGAAAGACAUCACGUCAACCUCAAUUUUAAUUUUCCACUUCAUCUUACACUCUACUUGUGCUUUUUCGAAAAAAAAUAAAUGCAGAAAUAAGUACUGCAAAAUUCUAAGAAAAAUAGAACUUAAAAUUAAAUAAAUAGAGUGAAAUAAAAACCAUGGGUUGCCUCCCAUGGAACGCUGAAUUUAAUGUCUUCAGCUGGACACAUUAAUCUUACUCUUGAAUUUCUUUUAAUAAUAAAAUUUCUUUUUCUACAAGACAUUCAUGUUCUAUGUAAUGUUUAAGCCGCUGUCCAUUUACCUUAUAGUUAUGAUCACUUUUAGGAUCUUUAAUCAUUACAGCCCUGUGAUCAUAUGUCUCUUCCACCACAUAAGGCCCUGUCUAUUUUUAUUUUAAUUUUCUUGAGAAUAAUUUCAGCCUAGAAUCAUAUAACCACACUUUUUGUCCAACAUCAAUUUUUUUUCUGUUAAUAUAUUUAUCAUGAAAAGUUUUAGUUUUUUCUUUAUAUAUUCUAUGAUUUUCAUAAGCUUCAUUCCUCAAUUUCUCUAUUUCAUGUAGUUGAAAAAUUCUAUGUCCACCAAUUGAUUUUUUCAUCCAUACAUAAAUAUUUAAUAGCCCAUAAUGCUUUAUGCUCUAUUUUCACAAGAAGAUGACAUAGCUUUCUAAAAAUGAGACGAAACAGAGACUUACCUAUGAAAUUUUUAUAAGCUGUUCUAUAAGCCCAUAAUGCAUCUUGUAAUUUCGUAGGCCAAUCUUUCCUAUCUGGUCUAAUUAUUUUUCUCAAAAUGUUUAAAAUUUUCUUAUUUUCUACUUCAAUUUGCCCAUUUAUUUGGGGAUGAUAUGGAGUGGCUACUCUAUGAUGUAUUUCAUUCUUUUUCAACAGUUCUCUGAAAUGUUUAUUUGUAAAAUAUGUUCCUUCAUCACUAAUAAUUACUCUAGGACAUUCAAAUCUCGAAAAAAUAUUUUCUUGCACAAAUUUCAUCACGAUUUUAUGACCAUUAGUUAUAGUAGCAAUAGCUUCCACCCACUUGACACAUAAUCAACAACAAGCAAAAUAUAUUCAUAUUUUUCAGCUGAUGGGAAGGGACCUAUGAAAUCUAUUCCCCAUACAUCAAAAAUUUCAACUACUAACAUGUUACUCAUGGGAAUUUCAUCUUUUUUACUCAUGUUAAUUAUAGAUUGGUAUGUAAUACAUGUUCUACUAAAUUCCAUAGAAUCUCUAAUGAUUGUAGGCCAAUAAAAACCACACUGAAUUUUUUUUGUAAUUAUUUUUCAUCUAGAGAAAUGUCUUCAAUAGUUAGAUGAAUGACACAUGUUAAGAAUGCUAUGAUAUUCUUCUUCAAAAACACAUCUCUUUAAAAUUUGAUCUUAGAAAAGAAAUGAUUUUUUCUGUUCUUCUCUCACUAUUCUGGAUAUUUUUUAGAAACUAGAAAAUUAACAAUAUGUGCAUACCAUGGUGAUGGUUGAUGUUCAUCACGAAAUGCAUCUUGUAAAGGUGUUGUGUUUAUUCUUGUAUCACUCAAUGUAGAAAGAUGGUCAACAACAACAUUCUCGAAACCUUUUUAAUCUUUUAUUUCUAAGUCAAAUUUUUGUAACUAUAAAAUCCAUCUUAAUAAACGUGGCUUUGCAUCUUUCUUAUUUAAAAAAUAUUUUAAUGCUACAUGAUCAGUAUAAAUAAUAAUUUUAGCUCCUAAAAUAUAUGAUCUAACCUUUCUAACAAAAAUACUACAACUAAUAACUCUUUUUCAGUCAUGGUAUAAUUUAAUUGAGCAUCGGCUAUAGUUUUGCUAGCAUAUGAAAUUACUAUGGGUUUUGAUUCUUUUCUUUGUCUUAGAACAACUCACGCUGCAUAAUUCGAUGUAUCAUAUAUUAUUUCAAAGGAAAGAAACCAAUCAGGAACUUGUAAAAUAGGUGCUUAAGUAAGCAAUCUUUUUAUUUCAGAAAAGACUCAAAACAUUUCUCAUCAAAAUUAAAUGGCACAUCUUUAGAUAAUAACAUAGUGAGAGGUUUAAAGUUUUUUGAAAAAUCUUAAAUAAUUUUUUUAUAAUAACCUACAUGACCCAAGAAAGAUCUAAUCUAUUUUAUUGAAUUCAGAGGUUUUAUUUUAGAUAUAAUAUCAAUUUUUGAUCUAUCCACCUCUAAACCCCUUUCACUCACAAUAUGACCCAACACAACUCCCUCUCAAACGAUAAAAUGUGAUUUCUCCAAACUCAAAACUAACUUUUUCUUUAUAUAUUUCUCAAAGAAAAAUCGUCCAUAAAAUUUCCAUGCCUUUUCCAGUCAUAUUAGAACAAAAUAGACAGCAUACAUCUUUGAAAUGUGGCUGGAGCAUUACACAGACCAAAAGAUAUGCAUUUAAAAGCAAAAGUACUCAAUGGACAAGUGAAAGUUACUUUUUCUUGCUCUAAAGGGUUUAUAUAAAUUUAAUUAUAACUAGAGUAUUCAUCUAGAAAACAAAAAAAGUUUUUUCAAAUGAAUUUUUCUAGAAUUUGAUCUGUAAAUGGUAGGGGAAAAUGAUCUUUUCUAGUAACUAAAUUUAAUUUUCUAUAAUCAAUGCAAACCCUCCAACCGGUAGUUAAUCUUAUUUGUAUUUCAUCCUUAUUUCAUUUUUUAUAACUGUAAUCCCUGAUUUUUUUGGCACCACUUGUGUAGGACUAAUCCAUUUGUGAUCUAAAAUAAGAUAAAUAAUAUCAGCAGCCAGCCACUUUAAACUUUUUUUUUACAAUUUCUAUCAUGUUAGGAUUUAAUCUUCGUUAUGAUUCCCUACUAGUUCUACUCACCUCCUUUAGAUAUAUAUUAUGCAUACAUACACUCAUAUCAAUGCCCUUAAGAUCAUCCAUUUUUCAACUAAUAACCUUCUUAUUUUUUUGAAGUACAUCUAACAAUUCUUCUUCUUGUUCAUCACUCAAAUCAACUACAAUAAUAACAAGAAAUAAAUUAUUUUCCUCCAAAAACAUAUAUUUUAAACUAGGACUCAUCUCUAAAUUCGGAUGAUCUUUCUUUUUCUUUUCUCCCAAAUUUAUAUUCUCUAUUUCCUCUAAUUCUUCCAGCACACAGUCAUCAAUAACAUCUGGAUCAUCAAAAUCAUCUAAAACAUCUAUGAUAUGACAAUCAUAUACUUGGGAUUUCUUAAGAUCAUUUGAUACCUCAAAAUUUUUAAUUUCUACUAAUUGAUCUCCACAUGAAAUUAUUACAAUACUUGUGGAAAAAUAAAUAUUCAUCUUUUUUGUAUGUAAAAAUAGUCUCCUGAGGAUGAUUGGUGUAUCAUAAAACUAUCUAUUAAAAUCUAUUUUCAGCUCUACAAAAUUAGCUGGAAAUUUACACCCUUUAAUUAUUACUAUCACAUUUUCUAAAAUACUUUUAGGAUGUUUUAUAGAUCUAUUAGCAAAUUGUAAGGUAACAGUAGAAGGUUUAAGAUCAGUAAUAUUAAAUUUAUCACAAAUACUUGUAGAUAAUAAAUUAAUAUUAGCACUGGUGUCAAGUAAUGUAUUAUGAAAAAUAAAUUCACCAAUAUCACAUGAAAUUAAAGGGGCACCAGUAUCUCUCAAUUUGUAUGAUAAUUGAUUUAAUAAUAAAGCACUAGCAUGUAUAGAUAAUUUUUCUACUCUAGUUGCCCUUUUUAUUAUACACAUUUCUUUCAAAACUCUAACAUAUUCAAGAAUAUGUUUAAUGGUAGUGAGUAAAGGAAGACUAAUUUGCACAUCUUGUAAAAUUUUCUUUAUUUCUUCAUUGUGUUCUUUUUCUUUCUUUGUCUAGGCUCUAGAACUUUAGGAAAUGAAAUGGUUGUCCUUUCUUGUAGAAUUUUUUGAUAGAAUCUAUAAAAUCCUCUUCUACUCCUAUUUGAUUUUGUUUUGGGCUAUCCACGUUUUUCUUUUCUUUUACUAUUUGGGGAUAAGGAUCAGGAAAAAUCUUCCCACUCCUUAAUGCAUUCACUAUCCUAAUUUCUUUCAUGGAUUUUUUUUCUAGAUUCAUGCUACUAGACUCCCCUUGCUGAAAUCUUAUUGUUGAGUAGUUAGAUUUUUUAUGGGCUGACUAAGUAGUUGUCCCUCUUCUCUGUUAUUCCCAAGAGCCUCUAUAAUUUUUUUCUACUGCAACAUCAUUUGAUUCAUAGUUUGCUCCAUUAUUUGGCUCAUUUGCUGCAUCAGUUCUAUAGCAUUAGGUUAGGUUCGAGAGGGCUGAUUUUUUUGAAAUCUGUUUUCUUAUUUUGGAUGAAAUUCAGAGUUUGAAUUGGGUUUAAGUACUUUUGAAUUUUGAAUAUUAUUUGGGUCUCUCUAUGAAAAAUUAUUUCUCUAAUUAGGAUUAUAAGAAUUAGAAAAAGGCUCCCUAUUUUAUUAAAGCUAUAGGCUACUUGCACUUACUCUUGCUUAGAAUGAAAUGAUUGAUCUAAAUUAUAAUAUUGAAAUUUGAAAUGAUCAUUUUCACUAUACAUAGGACAUGCACUAUAUAUGUUUAAUUAAAAUUUAGUAGACUUUCUAAUAUUUUCAAUAAGUAAAUCAAGUUUUUCUAAUCUUUGAUUAAUAUGAUUAACCUCAUUUCUUAAAUUAGAAUCAUCAUCAUGAUGCAAUUCAUAAAUUUCUUUUUUCUUAUCCCUAUCUAAUAACUCAAAAGAGGCUUGAUCUCUAGAAUUUUCACUUAAAUUCUCAUAAAAGCUAUAAAUCUCAUCAGUAGUUUUCUCCAUAAAAGUUCCUCAGUAUAUAGAAUCAAUCAUAUUUCUAUGUUGUUGUAAUAAUCCAUCAUAAAAACUUCUAUUGAGCUGUCACUUGAGUAUAGCAUGAUGAGGACACUUUCUAAGUAACCCUUUGAAUUUUUUUUAUGUCUUAUGCAAAGUUUCUCCUAGUCUUUGAGAAAAAUGUCAUAUAUGUUUUCUCAUAUUUUGAGUUUUUUUCUAAGGGAUCAAAUUUUCAAAGAUAAGCAUGUUCUAUGUCUUUCCAACUAGUUAAAUCUCUAUCUAAUGUAGAUAGCCAAUGGCUAGCUUUGUCCCUAAGUGUAUGAGGAAAUAAUUUCAUCUUAAUAAUUUCUAAUGUAACUCGAGAGAGAUUAACUAAAUCACAAACUAUAUGAAAUUUUUCUAAAUACUAAUGAGGUUCUUCUAAAGGCAAUUCAUGAAAAUUACGGAGCAUUUCGAAAAUUUUUAGAUUUAUUUCGAAUUUAAUAGUGGGUGCUAAGGAGACUCUAAUAUUAGAUGCUCUUUGAAAUGAAUCAAGGAUAUAAUAAUUUUUCAUGGCCAUAGGAUUGUUCUCAGUUUGACUUGUACUUCCUUUAGGAUUUAUCAAAAUUAAUUUUUUUUGUGAAUUUUUAGUUUUGAAUGAAAUAGUAAAAGGAUUUUCUAGCCUUGGAUGCAAGGAUCUUCUACCAUGCAUAAAAGUCAAUAAAUUUCAGAAUUUUUUUUAAUAACUAUUAUCCUCCUUCAGUAUGCUCUAGUCCUUGCCUUGCUACUCUUCAUUCUUUUUUUCGUAAGAAGAAAAUAAAAAUAAGAGUUAUUUUUUUAUGUAUUAGAGAAAAAUAGAAAAAUAACAAAUACUAUGUAAUACAUCCCCAACAACAGCACUAAAAUUUGACGUAACUUAGUUGUUGUAUAGUAAAUCACGCAAAUUCAAAAUUUAUAAAACUAGAAAAUACUAAUUUUUGGAUAUUUAGAAGUAUUUUUGAAAAAAGAUAUCAAUUAUAAUUCAAUCAAAGUUUCAAAAAUAGUGAGAAAUUUUCAAGUUGAUUACAUGGAUGUAAUAUAAUAUCACGUAAUUUUUCAGAAUUUUUCUCAAAGAAUAUGAUUUUUUAUAUAUAUUUUAAAUUAAGAAAUGAAAAUAAAAUAUAUUUUAAAAUUUGUGAAAAAUAAAAAUAAGGGUGCGGAUGUCAAGAUGAUGUCAGCAGCCGACGAACAUGAAUCGAGCUAAAAUAGAGUUCCAUCUAGUGAUUCUUACGUAAGUAAUUACAAACGAUUUAAUUGAUCAAAUUAAGAUCUAUAAAAGCCAAAAGAAUCGUAAUUGAAUGAAAAAUUAUUUAGUAAAUUUAAAUCACAAAACUUAUCAGUAAAUUAAGUGAAAGUUAAGUUGGAAGUAAGAAAAUAAAGCUUUGACGUUGUGGCGACGAUAUGUUGGUGAUGCACCGGAAUCUUAAAUAUUUGAGAGGAUUGUUGUGCAAUGUCUUUGGCCUCGAAGGUUCUUGACGUAACUUAGUCGUUGUAUAGUAAAUCACGUAAAUUUAAAAUUUAUAAAACUAGAAAAUACGAAUUUUUGGAUAUUUAGAAGUAUUUCUGAACAAAUAUAUUAAGUAUAAUUCAAUAAAACUUCCAAAAAUAGCGGUAAUUUUCCAAGUCGAUCAUAGGGAUGUAAUAUAAUAUCUGGUAAUUAUUCAGAAUUUUCCUCAAAGAAUAUUAUUUUAUAUGAAUUUUAUACUAAGAAAUAAAAAGAAAAUAUAUUUAAAAUUCACGAAAAAAGAAAAUAAGGGUGCGGAUGUCAAGAUGACGUCUGUGCCUAGUGAAUGCGAUCGGACGGAAACAGAGUUCCGCCUGACGAUUCUUACGUAAGCAAUUACAUAUGAUUUAAUUCAUCAAAUUAAGAUCUGUAAAAGACGGAAGAAUCGUAAUUGAACAAAGUAUAUUUUUGUAAAUUAAAAUCACACAAAUUAUCACUAAAUGAAGCGUAAAGUAAGUUCAAAGCAGGAAAACAGAGUUAUGGCGUUACAAUAGUGAUGCGUCGGCAAUGCACCAGAGUUCUGAGCGUUCGGGAGGAUCGUCGUGCGGUGUCCACGGCCUCGAAGGCUCUCUUUGGACAAAGAUGAUGUGGGCAAUCUCUAGAUCUCGUUGCGAAGUCUAGAGAUCAAUGGGUCGUCGAAUCGUCUCCAGUGGCUGUCACCUGACGGAGCAGAAAAACAGCAACUUUGUGGCUCUCCGAUGGCUAUCACUCGACGGAGAGGAGCUGAAUGGAGGUGGGGCGUGUGUCAGGGAGCUUCAUCCUCAUGUCCACGCAGCAAGAGGAGGCUCUUCAUCGCAUUUGGUACGCUCUCAGGAGGUGGCGACUUAUCUCCCGGUGGAUCGUCCUCUUCCCGACGACAACUUGUUCGUCGAUCAAUCGGAGAUGCUUUACUCGAUGGAUUCGCGAUCCUUUUAUCACGAAUCGUUCAGCAAUUUUAAUAACAAUGCUCCGCAAAUCGCGUUGACGAGAUUUUUGCCGAUGAUCUAGUGAUUCUGGUUGCUUUAUCCUUCACCAGCGAUCUGUAAGAAAGUUGUGAUAAUCAGAUAAAAAAAUAUGAAUUUAGCUCUAGAAGGAUUUGAACCCGUGCCGGUUGUCUGCCUACAUGAGAGAGAUUGACAUAGGUACUCUACUGCCCUUAUAAAAUGACGUCAUCAUGGUAUAUCUCUAUUAUAAAUAAAGGGUCCUUUAGGUAUUAAAAUUUUCGAACGCUUUUUGGGGAAGGUGUGACGUGGGUUUAGCCCCACAUUGUUUGUGCGCUGAAGUUUCGGGCGAAUAAUAUUACAUUUUGGAAGCAAGUCCCUUCUCUUGCAUGUACGACUACUCCUUGUCCCACAACCGGCUGGCCACCAGUGAUGUGGAAGGGGAGUGGUGCACAUGUGCACCUAUUGGUCCAAGCUACUCGAGCCCCUACUUGUGGCUACUCCCCGACUGCGCUUCUGACACGCUUGCGGGCCUAG